UAGAUUGGAAAAUUUAUUCCGGUUCGGUUUAUAAUUUCGGUUCAGGUGACAACCAAUCUAAACAAAGACAAAGACAGCGUGGUUUGCGCAUGUUACCCGACACUAUCAUUUUCUCUCUUUCUCUCUCUCUCUCUUCUUUUCUCUCUCUUUCAGUUACAGCAGAGGAGCUAGCAGAGAGGAGCCAACAUCAAUGGCUCCCAACACUUUCGCCACGAAGCUAAGCAGAAACACAAACAGAAUCACAGUGAUCUUAGUCUACGCCUUCCUCGAAUGGCUUCUCAUGUUCUUCAUCUUCCUCAACUCACUCUUCACUUGCUUCAUCGUCAAGUUCGCAUCUUUCUUCGGCCUCAGGCAAAUCUGCCUUCUCUGCCCGAAGCUAGAUCGUAUCUUCGACCAAAACUCGGAAAACAUAUUCAGUUACAGAGAGCUGCUAUGUCCGAACCACGUGGCAGAGCUCGCAAGUCUCAGUUUUUGCAAAGCGCACGGGAAGUUAUUAUCCGAGUCAGUGAGCUUGUGCUCGGAUUGUGCAGAUCGAGAGGAGAGGAGCAACGUUGGUUUAGGGUUUUGCUCUUGUUGCGAGAAGAGCUUGGGAGAAAGACACUACCCUAGUUACUUGCUUAUCAAGUCAUCGGUUUGGGGGAAGACUCUUGUGGACAGAGAGAACAGAGGAUUGAUCUUGGAGAUGAUUGAUGAUGAUAAGAUUGGAGAUGGGUUUGAGAUGGGGAGAGAAUCAGAGUUCUUCAGAGAGAAACCAGAAGAAGAAGAAGGGAAGAGAGUAGAGCAGCAUCAGCAGAAUGGUGAAGUGAUCUCAGAUGUGGAUAGCUAUGGUGUAAGCCUAAGAGAAGUAUCUGAGGAGGAUGGGUUAAGAUCUGUACACAGCAGUCAUUUUAUUGGGAAUGAAGAUGAGAUCCAUGAACCUGAACAAAUAGUUUUAGAGGAGAAACAAAGGGAUGUUGAUGACACAGGCGAUGUUGCUAUAGAAGGGGAUGAGAAAACUUCAGGGUGUGUGGAAGAAGUAGAAGAAACAGAAAGAGCAGUCUUGUUGGAUGACCAGCAUGUGAGCAAUAAUGAAGCUUUUGUCAGUGAAGAUCUAUCUCUUGGAGUUGAUCCUAUUCUAACAAGUCUUGUGAACUACAUGUGUAACCAAAAUGAAGAAGAGGAAGAAGAUCAAGAAGAAAAUCUAAAGGAGUAUCCGGAAACUCCAACUUCAGAGAGUAGUUUACUCCACAAGAAACUUCUUUUUCUUUCCAAAAAUGAUUAUGCAGCUGCUGAAGAUGCAAGAGAUGUGAGCAUACCAGUGAGUGAUACAGACGGUGAUGACCCUAUAAGAACCAUCGAACGUCUGAAAGAGACAGUGAGAUCAGAACAAGAAGCACUGAGAGGCUUAUACGCAGAGCUGGAAGAAGAAAGAAGCGCGUCUGCGAUAGCAGCUAACCAGACGAUGGCGAUGAUCACGAGGCUACAAGAAGAGAAAGCCAAAGUUCAGAUGGAAGCCUUGCAGUACCAGAGAAUGAUGGAGGAACAAGCCGAGUACGAUCAAGAAGCCUUGCAGCUUUUAAACCAUCUGAUGGUUAAAAGAGAGAAAGAGAAGGAAGAGCUUCAGAGAGAGCUCGAUGUUUGUAAGGCUAAGGUUUUGCAGUAUGAGAAGAACAAAACCAAAUGCGAGGUUACUGAUGAUGAUGAUGAUGAAAAGGAGGAGGAUAACUGUUCUGAGACGAAUGUGGAUUUAGAGAAGAUAACGUUGGACUGUGUGAAACACAUGGGGAUGCUUGAUGAGUCUUUAUCAGAGUUUGAGGAAGAGAGGUUAGUGAUUUUGGAUCAGCUUAAGGUGUUAGAGGACAGGCUAUUGACAAUGCAAGACAAUGAAUCUGGAGGAGAGUUCAGUAAUAGUUACGAAGGAGAGAGUUAUGAACAUGAAGAAGGACUAACGAUGGCAUCGAUGGCAAAGAGUCUGCUUCCUCUUCUAGACGCUGCAGAGAACGACUCUGAAGAUGAGUACAAAGAACAACAAGAGGAGUCAGUUGAGAAGAGUGUUGGCUCCGAAAGCGAGAAGCUAGAGAUCAUUAAACAAGUUGAUAGUGUCUAUGAGAGGCUACAGGUGCUGGAAACAGAUGGAGAGUUCAUGAAAAGCUGUAUGAGUUCGGCUAAGAAAGGUGACAAAGGAACGGAUCUUCUUCAAGAUAUAUUGCAGCAUCUCCGUGAUCUUAGGAACAUUGAACUCACUGACACAAUCGAGAACCAGAAGACGCGUGAGGACGAAUGAUGUUUUCUUUACAAGAGUUACAAACUUUAUGAUCACAGUUAUUCAGAGAGGUUUCAAGAAUCGGAAUCAAUGUUGCUCAAGUGGAGGAGGAUCUGAGUGUUUCAGAAAUUCUUAGAAUGUGUUCUUGUUUGUGUCCUCUUUUGUUUUUGUUUGGACUAAACAAAAAGGUUUCACCUGUCAUGUAAAGUGUUUGUGUUUCUUGUAGUUCAUGAGUUUUCAAGUUGGAGAAAAGGAAAAUGCUCAUAGUUACACUUACAACAA
Molecule: messenger RNA, 2524 nt
Organism: Brassica napus (rape)
Lineage: Eukaryota; Viridiplantae; Streptophyta; Magnoliopsida; Brassicales; Brassicaceae
Product: myosin-binding protein 3-like
Exons: 3
Coding region: 191-2263 (690 amino acids)
Molecular function (GO): myosin binding
Source: RefSeq, a predicted model, not a curated record